Molecule: messenger RNA, 1618 nt
Organism: Arabidopsis lyrata subsp. lyrata
Lineage: Eukaryota; Viridiplantae; Streptophyta; Magnoliopsida; Brassicales; Brassicaceae
Product: probable WRKY transcription factor 68
Exons: 3
Coding region: 330-1136 (268 amino acids)
Biological process (GO): regulation of DNA-templated transcription
Molecular function (GO): sequence-specific DNA binding; DNA-binding transcription factor activity
Source: RefSeq, a predicted model, not a curated record
GCCAAUUGUACAAAACUACAAAUAGUAUAAGAAGUGGGCGUCGUUGUGGUGUGUUGGGAUGCACAUGAUCCAACGCUGAAGAUUACACAAUUCAAAAAGCAUAAUUAUCUUGGUCAUCUCGGUUAACUGCUGAACCGGUCAAAAAGAAAACACGCGAAAAUGUAUCUUGUCCAAACGACACGCAGAUUAAUUAAUGUUUAAAGACUAUCCACCUACAAUAGCCGGUCAUCAAUUCAAGGCAUAUAUUUAGCAAGAAUCAAUGUUUCAUUCCUCACUCUAUCUUUUCUCUAACCCUAAAAUCUCUUUUAUCUCUUUCUCUUUCUUUGGUUAUGGAGAAUAUUGGUGUUGGGAUGCCGUUUUACGAUUUAGGGCAAACAAGGGUUUACUCACACUUCUCUGACUUCCACGAUUUAUCGGCGGAGAGGUAUCCGGUAGGGUUCAUGGAUUUACUGGGUGUUCAUCGUCAUGCACUCACCCAUUCGCCGUUGUCGUCGGAAAAGAAGAGAGAUGACGAAGAAGAAGAAGAAGAAGAAGAAGAUGGAGAAGAACAUCAGCAUAAGACAAAUAAACGGUUUAAAUUCACUAAGAGUAUUGAGAAGACGAAGAUGAAGGUGCCAAAAGUGUCAUUCAUCACGAAGAGUGAGGUUCUUCAUCUAGAUGAUGGUUAUAAGUGGAGAAAAUACGGUCAAAAGCCUGUCAAAGACAGCCCUUUUCCAAGGAAUUAUGACGUGAAGAAGAGAGUAGAGAGAUCAUUCAGUGAUCCAAGCAGUGUAAUCACCACUUACGAAGGUCAACAUACUCAUCCUCGUCCAGUACUCAUCAUGCCCAAAGACCGCAGCUCUCGAUCCAGUGGCUCAGAUUCUAGGUCCCACUUUGGCCACUUUGGCCUCCCUACACUCCCUCCUCAGCUUUUAGAUUACAACAACCAUCAACAACAACAACAAGGGCCGUCGCCGUCUUCUUUUGAAACCGAGUACAUUAACAGGCAAGAAAAAGGAAUUGAUCGUGAUGAUGAUGACGAUCAUGUUGUGAAGAAGAGUCGAACUCGGGAUCUGUUGGAUGGAGCUGGUUUAGUCAAAGAUCAUGGCCUUCUUCAGGAUGUUGUUUCCUCUCAUAUCAUUAAGGAAGAGUAUUAGUUAAUCGCAUAAUUAUGUAGCUAUCUAGGUUUAUUUUUUCUAAUUGUCAUGAAAAAUAGGAUCUUUGCUUUGCAAUCUUGAAUGGAUCAGGUAGAUGUUGAAAUUUUCCAAAUCUUGUAAUGAUAGGGUGAUCUUCAAGAUGUCACAUGUAUUUGAUCCUGAUGAGUAUUUUUUUCCGAACGAGAGGAAUCAUACUUGUUUAAUUGAGAUAUAUUCCUUUACUUUACAGUAACCCGUUUGAUGCAUCAAGGAUCAAAACACUAAUUAACCUUAUUGAACCGUAUCACAUUUAGGUAGUUAAGUAUUUUGUGUGUUUGCCUAAUUAAUCGAGUUUUAAUGUCACUCGACUCACUCUAGUAUAUGGAUCGUCGAAGUGAUAUCCAACCUCGAACAAUGUACAAUAUUUUGAGAGCAAUGAUACGUUCUAGCUAGUCUAGGGUUUAAUGUUUUUUUUUUUUCAUAUAGAGCCGAAGUCGGUAAAC